Messenger RNA from Drosophila kikkawai, 3708 nucleotides. RefSeq names its product anoctamin-4. Gene Ontology annotation, cellular component: plasma membrane. Lineage: Eukaryota; Metazoa; Arthropoda; Insecta; Diptera; Drosophilidae. Gene Ontology annotation, molecular function: chloride channel activity; protein dimerization activity. The record is from RefSeq and is a predicted model, not a curated record. Gene Ontology annotation, biological process: chloride transmembrane transport.
AUGAGCAGUCACAACGAAAGGUCCGGCGACAGGUCACAUAUCUUUCAAAUACGCAUCGAUAGCGUCGAUGAUGAAAGCACUGCCCCCAUAACGGAGGCCAGCUCACGAGAGGAUCUCAUUGGCAGUGCUGCCCGCGAGGGUGAGAGAACCAGCGACCAGUCGUCGGUUUUUCAAUUUCCCAGAUUCCUUUCGGUGCCAACUCUGCGAAGUCCACGCCAAUCCCCAGAUCCCUCCACCCGGAGGGAGGUAAUGUCCAGUCCGGCCAAAAGCGAGCGCAUGAUACGCCGGACACAGACGAAACAGCGGCCCAGAAGACUUAGUCAGGACAGUGGCAUUGUGGCGGGAAGAUUGAUAAGUUACGGGGAAAGUGCCCUAAUUGACUCUGAUCUGCACUCGCGGGUAAUCGAAACGGAUCACAAAAAAGCAGAAAGUAUUUACUGCAGUCAGGAAGUGAAUAAUGUCCCAGCGGUGAGCCUUAAGCCCUCAACUCCCAUCCUGCCCAAAUCCAAGCUGAGUUCGACUCGCGCAAGGGCAGGCUCGGCGGCUUAUACGGAAAAGUGGCUAAACUCCUCGGUGAUGCGUACCAGUAAUGGCAGUUCACUGUACAGCAAAUCCAAUCCCAUUGCCGUGCCUUUGCCCACGCAUCUGGAAUCAGAGUCAGCGGAGCCAAGUCCAACGCAGGCCUUUGGUCCCAAGAUUGUGGGUAGCCAUGAGGAGGAUAUACCUGGCACAGCAAUGCGUCGUAAUUUGGGCCUGAAUUUAAGUCCCACUCUGGGCUCUGGAGACAGAGUGAACCAGUCUUAUGAGGUGAUGGAGUCAUCGCACUCCAACGUCUUACCUGACCAGUUUGGCUACCGUCAACUGAUGCCCACGGAACGGAAGGCCUCAGAUUCCACGAGCAGUGUGAGUGGCAGCUACUAUGGCAGCCGAAAGGCCAGCAAGAGCAACAGUCUCGGCGGAGAGUCUGGAGACGAGAGAAGGGUCAGCAAACAGGAUCGAGAGGGACUGGACCCAGAGUCACUAAUGUUUCGAGAUGGUCGAAGGAAAGUGGACAUGGUGCUGGCCUGGGAGGAGGAGGACCUGGGUGUGAUGACCGAGGCGGAGGCCAAGCGUCGUGAUAAUCGUCGUAGCUUCAUGGAGAACCUUAUAAAGGAGGGACUGGAAGUAGAACUGGAGGACAAGUCGCAGUCGUUCAACGAGAAGACCUUUUUCUUGAAAAUACAUCUUCCCUGGCGGCUGGAGACGCGACUGGCGGAGGUGAUGAAUCUGAAGCUGCCAGUUAAAAGAUUUAUUACCAUAUCCGUGAAGCCAUCUUGGGACGAGGAAAAUGUGGUGCUGAGGAAUGUGCAGUAUUGGAAGGAUGUGUGGCAGCGUUUGACCAAAAAGAUUCAACUAGACCAAACCCUUCUCGAGGGUGAGACCACCUUCAAGGCGGCCACAGCUAAUGGCAAUCCGGAGGAGCAGUUCAUAGUGAAAGACCGCGCCACUGCUUUCACCAGCGCCCAGCGAUCUCUGAUGGUGAUGCAGGUGCUCAUUCGCACGCCCUUCGAUGAAAGCGACCGGAGCGGCAUUCGACGUCUGCUGAACGAUGGCACCUAUCUGGGCUGCUUCCCGCUGCACGAGGGCCGCUAUGACCGUCCCCACUCCAGUGGGAUCUCACUGGACCGCCGAGUGCUUUAUCAGACGUGGGCCCAUCCCUCGCAGUGGUACAAGAAGCAGCCGCUGUGCCUGGUGCGCAAAUACUUUGGCGACAAGAUUGCUUUGUACUUUUGCUGGCUGGGAUUCUAUACGGAGAUGUUGGUCUAUCCGGCAGUGGUGGGCACCCUCUGCUUCAUCUACGGCCUGGCCACUCUCGAGUCCGAGGACAACACACCCAGCAAGGAGAUUUGCAAUGAGUAUGGCACCGGGAACAUCACCUUGUGCCCGCUGUGCGACAAGGCCUGUAGCUACCAGCGACUCUCAGAGUCGUGUCUCUUUUCACGAUUAACCUAUCUGUUUGACAAUCCUUCGACGGUGUUCUUUGCGAUAUUCAUGUCCUUUUGGGCCACCACAUUCCUGGAGCUUUGGAAACGCAAGCAGUCGGUGUUGGUCUGGGAGUGGGACCUGCAUAAUGUGGAUAUGGACGAGGAGAACCGUCCCGAAUUCGAGACAAAUGCCACCACGUUCCGCAUGAAUCCAGUCACACGGGAAAAGGAGCCCUACAUGUCCACCUGGAACCGAGCCUUGCGGUUUGUCGUGACUGGCAGUGCAGUUCUCUUUAUGAUCUCAGUGGUUCUCUCCGCCGUGCUGGGCACCAUCCUGUAUCGCAUAACCCUGGUGUCGGUUAUCUAUGGAGGCGGAGGUUUCUUUGUAAAGGAGCAUGCCAAGCUGUUUACCAGUGUCACGGCUGCCUUGAUCAAUUUGGUGGUCAUCAUGAUACUCACACGAAUCUACCACCGCAUGGCUAUCCGUCUGACCAAUCUGGAGAAUCCCCGCACUCACACCGAAUACGAGGACUCCUACACUUUUAAGAUUUUCUUCUUUGAGUUCAUGAACUUUUAUUCGUCGCUCAUCUACAUAGCCUUCUUCAAGGGCCGUUUCUUUGACUAUCCGGGUGAUGAUCAGGCUAGAAGGAGCGAGUUCUUCCGCCUGAAGAACGACAUAUGCGACCCGGCGGGCUGCUUGUCCGAACUCUGCAUCCAAUUGGCCAUUAUAAUGGUGGGCAAGCAGUGCUGGAAUAACUUUAUGGAGUAUCUGUUUCCCAAGUUCUGGAAUUGGUGGCGUCAGCGUAAGCACAAACAGGCCACCAAGGAUGAAUCGCAUCUACACAUGGCCUGGGAGCAGGAUUAUCAUAUGCAGGACCCGGGACGCCUGGCCUUAUUCGAUGAAUAUCUGGAAAUGAUCCUCCAAUAUGGCUUCGUUACCCUCUUUGUGGCUGCCUUUCCUCUGGCACCGCUCUUUGCGCUCUUGAACAAUGUGGCCGAAAUCCGACUGGAUGCUUACAAGAUGGUCACCCAGGCCAGGCGGCCGCUGGCGGAGCGUGUUGAGGAUAUAGGGGCCUGGUACGGCAUCCUGCGAAUCAUCACCUAUACAGCCGUCGUCUCGAAUGCCUUUGUAAUAGCCUACACCAGUGAUUUUAUACCCCGAAUGGUCUACAAGUUUGUGUACUCGGAGACGCAUACGCUGGCUGGGUACAUCGAGCACUCGCUGUCCAUAUUUAACACCUCCGAUUACAAGGAGGAAUGGGGAGCAACGGUCAGCGAGAAGGAUCCGGAUACCUGUCAGUAUCGCGGUUAUAGAAAUGGACCCAAGGACUACGAACCCUAUGGACUGAGUCCCCAUUAUUGGCAUGUCUUUGCUGCUCGCUUGGCCUUUGUAGUGGUCUUCGAGCACGUGGUGUUCGUAAUCACCGGCAUCAUGCAGUUCAUCAUUCCGGAUGUCCCAUCCGAGGUGAAGACCCAGAUGCAGCGUGAGCAACUAUUGGCCAAGGAGGCCAAGUACCAGCAUGGAAUUAAGCGGGCACAGGGCGACAACCAGGACAUCAUGAGCCUUUUCCGGGAUGCAAGUAAUCGGACUUCAAUAGCCGGAAGUCAGACCACAAAUGCCCGUGGCAGCUGGGCAAGGCGCUUUAGUAGGCUGAGCGAUGGCCUGGAUGCCCAUGUAGAGGUGGCAGCCAGGCCGCGACGAUCUGUGGAGUCGACGGUGUGGGAGGUCUCCUGACACGAGGAG